Messenger RNA from Trichogramma pretiosum, 2610 nucleotides. It is a transcript of the gene Rbp6, whose product is annotated as RNA-binding protein Musashi homolog Rbp6. Gene Ontology annotation, molecular function: RNA binding. Lineage: Eukaryota; Metazoa; Arthropoda; Insecta; Hymenoptera; Trichogrammatidae. The transcript has 11 exons. Gene Ontology annotation, cellular component: cytoplasm. The coding region runs from base 684 to 1511 and encodes 275 amino acids. The record is from RefSeq and is a predicted model, not a curated record.
CACACACAUACACACAAACUCACAUAUAUAUUUAUAUAUAACAUACCUAUAUAUAAAUAUAUAUGUAAACAGUUUAGACGCAUGUAUGUGAUAUAUGUGCUUAUAUUGAAGGGCCAAGAAAUAUUCACAUCCUGUAGUAAAUAGUGUGAGAGUGCAAAUCAUAGAAGGAAGAUAAACGGUCAACAAGUUUGCAGUAUAAAUUAUAAUUACAUAAGAUAUUCAUUUCUACGUCUGCGUGGAACUCCUAGAUUCUCAGCCUACAGAUAUGAUUGAAGGAGGCGUUAUUGACAAACAGCUAUAUGCAACAGUCAUCAGAAUAUACCUGUAAUCAUUCAAAGCAGUUUUUUGAAAUUUUUUCAUUAACGAGUUAAUAACGAAAAAGCUGUAACAAGCAAAUUUUUUCGCGAGUGAACGUAAAAGAUUAAUUCAUAUCCUGUUUAGUGAGCAGCCGUGGCUUAGCUAAUUUAUAAAGUGAAGUACCUUACUGCAAUUAGUAGAAGAUUGUCAAGUGUGAGCCAAAAGUUCAACAGGUAAACAGUGUCUAUCGCUGAUCUGUUGUUGCAGCUUUAAUCAAGGAGUGCUUGGCAAGUUCGCUCCUGAAAUUAUUCUGUGUAAUCUGCCAGCAAAAAUUUGACAAGACGGCGGUCACUACGUACAUCACACCGCUCAUCACAUCCGAGAAGAUGGUGACAAGGACAAAAAAAAUAUUUGUUGGAGGAUUGUCAGCGCCAACGACGUUGGAGGACGUCAAAAAUUAUUUCGAACAAUUUGGCCCGAUUGAAGACGCCAUGCUGAUGUUUGACAAGCAGACCAACAGACACAGAGGCUUUGGGUUUGUUACGUUUCAAAGCGAAGAUGUUGUAGAUAAAGUAUGCGAAAUUCAUUUCCAUGAGAUUAAUAACAAAAUGGUUGAGUGUAAGAAAGCACAACCGAAAGAAGUGAUGUUACCAGCAAAUUUGGCGAAGACGCGAGCAGCUGGUCGCGGUGCUUACGACUUCAUGUGGUCUUUAGGAGCAUUACCUGAUGAAAAUUGUGACUUAUUCACAGGUUUUCCAGCGGCCUAUGCGGCAUACGCAGCAGGCCGUGGCUACUCUGGCUACCCAAGCUUCGGACUACCGUAUCCAACAGUGGAUCUUACCAAUGGGCAGCUUACACCAAACAACAAUACACCCCUGCUAACGCAAGCUCUUUCUGUGAUGAAUAACUAUCAAGCAGCAGCACAGGCUGGUUUUCCCCCAGCAUCACCUCAUGGUGCCGGUGGACAUGGUGGGCCGCAAGGUCGCUCGUUCCCUGCUGCAAAUUCACCAGGCCCGAUUGACAUGUACAGUUCCAGCGCAGCUGCUGCAGCAGCCGCGGCUGCUGCGGAUUCAGCAGUGGCAAGUUACGUCCAAGCAGCUGCGAGCCCACAACCACCUACCACCGCGUUCCCAGCAAUCGCAGUAUCGCGUGCUCCACUCAAUUACAGUCCUGGUCCUCUGAUUCCAGCAGCAUUCACUAACGGCUACCAUUGAGCUUUGUUCGAAACAAACAUCAGGAUGGACGAGUGGGCUGAGCGCAGUAUUGUUGACUGCCGCGAUUAUUUAAACUAAACAAGCAAAGAGAUAAAUAAAAUUUUAAGAUCAUCAAUUAAUAUCGAGAAGGAGAUAGCUACAUGAUCGGAGAGGCAAAAAUAGAGUGAAAGAGUGAUUAUGAGUGAGAUUGUGAAAAUGAGAAUGAGCGGAUGAGAAAGGGGCAUACAUCAAGCAUAUAAAAAAAAACUCAGAAUGUGUACAGCGCUUCAGCGUUAACACAGUUAUGUAUACAGCGCAUGAAGAUGCAGUCGUCAUAAGCGGGCAUCAAUCAUAAUUGAAAGGCAGCAAAGGGUUGUCCAUUAAAUUUUCGAAGCAUUAUUAAAAGCUAUACGUUAUCAUCGAAUUAUUUACAAUGAGAAAAGAAAAGAUUGAGUAUUCAUGUGUGCGGAAUGCAUCGUAUUUUAGAUCGAUUUUAAAAAAGCUAAGAACAAGGCCUUGACAAAUAUAAUGAGACAAAGAUGUUCUCGUAUGAAUUUAUUGCAAUAGAGAGGAAAAUAGUUAGUUAAACAGAGAAAGAGAUAAAAUAUGGGAAAACUGGUUUGAUGCUAAAACACAUGUAAAAUAUGAAACUAUUCUAUUAAACCUCAAUUGAGAGUGAACUUUUGAAGCAAAGUAUGUAGAAUUAAAGACUACUACUCUCAGGCGAAGUUGACACCUUCUUUAAUCAGUUCUUAAAGGAUACCUAAGUAUGCAGCAGUUUACAAGUGAAAAUACAAGUGAAAGAGAAUACGUAGGCGUCCAUAAAACGGUUGAACAUUUUUUGAUCGAAUACAAUACAAUAAAGAACAAAUUGUGUUGACUUGAAAAGAAAAAACUUAUUCGCCCUAAAUUUUGUUCGUGAGCGAUAAGAUUUGAAAAAAGGAUGAUUAACACAAUGGAGAUCUUCGAUUUUUGACGCUAGCCCGUUCUCUCAUGCUAUUGAAUAAACAAUAGUAAUAUUAUUAUUAUGAAUAAAAAAUUAAUAAUGAAUAACUAUUACUAUUUGCUAAUUAUUACAAAGCAGUGAAAUUUUAUGAUGGGUGUGUGAAUAUGUUUUUAA